Protopolystoma xenopodis is the source of this 228-nucleotide messenger RNA. Lineage: Eukaryota; Metazoa; Platyhelminthes; Monogenea; Polystomatidea; Polystomatidae. The record is from the annotation of a GenBank genome assembly.
AUGAAAAUUGCCAGCGUUGGACCGUGUAUUUGGUACAUUCCCAGGCUUUUCGCCGGCACCGCCAGUGAUUUGUUUCAUUCUUAUCACCAAGCUACCACUCAUCAAAGAGCCAAGGGACAAGAGACGCUGGAAAAUAUUCUAACUGAUUUGGCAGCUAUGGGGAGAAUGCUUGGAGCUGCAAAUAUGUUCUUCGUGCACAGCCUUGCGACCCCGAUGAAUCCUCGCUGA